AUGAAGCUUCUUAUUGUUGUUUUAUUGAUACUAGCAACAACUGCAAUUUCCAUCAACUCUAAAUGUACUGCAGAAGUAACCAAGCUCACCCCAAGAUUAUCCAAAUUAUAUGGAAAUGUAAAUGAAAGAAAAAUUGUUUCAAGUGUCAAGGAAUUAGUUGGAAUAUUGAAAUAAUUAGUUUAUGUAAAGAAAUCUUGUUCUGGAUCAGAAGGAGUCGAUUUGUCAACAUUUACAAAAAAAAUAGGAGUUUGUUUGAAAGGAGGUUUUGAUUUAGCUACUAAUGCUUAUAAAUCAUAUAAUGAAUUUGAAGAAGAUGGAUUCUCAGAUAUUCUUGUUGAUAGUUUAGUUGAAAUGUCACAUUUGGUGGAACCUGUAAUAACCAACUGCUGGGGAGAAGAAGUGAAAUCAGCCUUAGGAUUUGUUUUACCUGAUUAAUGCAUCACAGUCUUGGAUAAUGUUGCAUAGGUCUCACUUUAAAUUAUAGAAUAAAAAGAAAGACCAUUGAUGGUGACUAAGGGAUUAAUCAAUCUGUAGAAGAUUUUCAAAUAAUCUAAGAAGGCUUGUCCUUUUGUAGAGAGUUUAAUUCCAAAGAAGGAAGAGAAAGAGGAAGAUAGUGAGGAUAGCGAUUUUUCUGAUGAUGACGAUAAUGAUAUGGAAUCAUUGUUUGAACUAUUCUAAUGA
Molecule: messenger RNA, 681 nt
Organism: Paramecium tetraurelia
Lineage: Eukaryota; Ciliophora; Oligohymenophorea; Peniculida; Parameciidae
Exons: 1
Source: RefSeq, a predicted model, not a curated record